Culicoides brevitarsis is the source of this 1346-nucleotide messenger RNA. Its product is annotated as intracellular coagulation inhibitor 2-like. The transcript has 2 exons. The coding region runs from base 10 to 1191 and encodes 393 amino acids. Gene Ontology annotation, molecular function: serine-type endopeptidase inhibitor activity. NCBI's taxonomy places the organism in Eukaryota, Metazoa, Arthropoda, Insecta, Diptera, Ceratopogonidae. The record is from RefSeq and is a predicted model, not a curated record.
UCAAUUAAGAUGGAAGUCAUUCAAAAUAUUACAAGUAUUUUCACGGCAGAUCUUUUAAAGUCAUCUUAUGAAUCCUCAGUGACAUCAAAUGCCUCAAAUGCCGUUGUAGCUCCUUACUUUUUGCUUCCAAUUGUCGUGUUGGCCUAUAUUGCCACACAAAAUCUCGACUCAAUCGAUGAUUUCAAGGAUUCCAGCAGAAAUUUGGUCCUUUUGGAGACUCUUACGAACCAUAAUUUGCAAUUCACUUACGCCAGUUACACGGAAAAGUUAUCUGAAAGUGUAAAAAUCAUGAAUAAAAUGUUCGUGAAUGACACAAAUGUCUUAAGAUAUGACGUUAGUGAUGCAGCUCGUCGUAUGGCAAUGAAUUUCGAAUAUUACGACAUGACUUGGCGUUAUCUGCUAAAGACGGAAAUCGAAAAUUACGCGAAAAGUCACGGAUUUGAGAUGAAAGUUACCUUUGAUAAGCUAAUAAAUCAACAAAUAAUUCUCACGCAUGGCGCUCAGUUCAAAGGCGAGUGGGAAUUUCCCUUCGACAACAAAUACGUGAAUUUUAUGCGAUUUUGGACGGAAGAAUUUCAUUACACGCUCGUCGAAGCGAUGCAUUUUGAAGCGAAAUUUCCUUAUGCCGAAUACUGUAACUUGCGAAUUGUCGCAAUUCCCUACAAAAAAGACCAAAAUAAACUGAGUCUCAUGAUCGUCUUGCCAAAUAAUCACAGAGAACUCAGAAAUCUCGUGAAUUAUUUGAACGAUUAUCAAAAUAAAAUUCUCAAAACGGAAUUUCGCAUGGAAAAUGUCUUCAUCGAUGUGCCGAUUUUUGUCUUGGAGAAAAAUGCUUCGUUAUCGGAUGUCACAAAAAGGAUGAAACUUGGGAGACUUUUCGAUGGAAAUCAAGCUUUGACCUUUGGAGAGCCAGUUUCCUUUGCGAAUGCUCCGUCGCGUGUGACAGUAAUCGCAAAUGCAACAGUGACCUGUGAGGCGAAGGUUAAAGCUCAUUGUCCUCCGGAGACAGAACGAAAGAUUUAUUUUAAGGUAAAUCGUCCCUUUUUGUUCUACAUUUUGGAUAUGGAGACGAGAAUUCCGUUGUUUUCGGGAUUAGUGAGGAAUUUGGGUGACAUGAAGAAAUUUAAUAAUGAGAAUGAGUUUAAAAAUGAUAAAUAUUAUGAAAAUGAUCCAAGGUGUCAUGAACUUUAGGGCGAAGAAAAAUUUUAAAAUUAAAAAAAAAUAAAAAUUUAAAUUUUUUUUUAAUAAUUUUUUAAUUUUUAAAGAUUUUUAUUAAUUUUUUACAAACAAUUUUUUUUAUUAAAAAUUAAAUUUUAUUGAAAUUAAAAAAAUAAUUAUUUAAAUUU